Molecule: messenger RNA, 591 nt
Organism: Drosophila takahashii
Lineage: Eukaryota; Metazoa; Arthropoda; Insecta; Diptera; Drosophilidae
Source: RefSeq, a predicted model, not a curated record
GGAAUGUUGCCAUUUCUCUGGUGCUUCGGCAUUAUUACUAGCAGUCUGCUGCAAAUACAUCCUGCAAAUGCAGUCAAGUUGAUUCCAAGCUUGGGGUACUAUGUGGAGAUGAAGCAAAUGGAUUGCGUGGGCAAUCCCGACUAUUUUGCCGACCUCUACUGCCGGAUUCUUCCCCCAAACAACAGAACCAUGGAGGCAUCUGUGAAUAUCAUGCAAAGACUGUCCGUCUUUAGUGGUUCUCUAAGGGUAUCGAUUCCCAAUACCAAAAAGGUCAUAACCCAGAUAUUCGACAUCACCUUCGAUGUGUGCAAAGUGCUGCGUGAACGCAAGCGGAAGGUGUUAAUCGACCUUUUGGUCAACACUUUGGCCAGGAACAGCAAUGCAAAAGCUUGGCGAUGUCCUUUUCCAAAGGGUAAAUUCGAAUCCAGAAACAUUUCAGUCACCGAUUUGCCGCCCAUGCUAACAGAAUCUGAAUUCUACGUAAACUUGGACUUCUUUAUACCCAAGGUAGCGAAUGCAAUGAAUGUCACUCUGCAUGGGCAUCUUUAUGAGAUUGCCAAGGAGAAGAACAGGAGAAAGAAAUAUUUGUAG